This is a messenger RNA of Sycon ciliatum, 13941 nucleotides long. RefSeq lists its product as uncharacterized. Lineage: Eukaryota; Metazoa; Porifera; Calcarea; Leucosolenida; Sycettidae. Bases 1 to 13941 code for a protein of 4646 amino acids. The transcript is spliced from 63 exons. The record is from RefSeq and is a predicted model, not a curated record. Gene Ontology annotation, molecular function: calcium ion binding.
AUGGCUGCUGCAGCGUGCAAGUGUUUGAACCAGGGUCAGUGUGACGACAAGGGUAAAUGCACCUGCCCGGAGGGAGUCAGGGGGAACCAUUGCCAAUACGUUGUGUGCACACAUCCCUGGGUGAAAAAGAACAAAGUAUGCGAAUGUCAAACCAGACUAGAUGGACCUUACUGCAGGGAAGUAUGCAAUUGCUUGAAUCACGGUCAGUGUACUGAAGAUGGCACCUGCAACUGCCGGAAAGGAUUCCACGGAGACAAGUGUCAGCAUACUUUCCAAACGAACUGCCUGGGUACAGACAAGGCAGUGUACACCUGGACGGCUCUCGCCAGCUUGCCUUGUUAUCCACAACUCGACGAGGCCAGCUGCCAGAAGAAGGCGAACUAUACGAACGCCCACUAUAUGUGCAGGAGAAGAGGCUACAACUUGGUUGACUUUCAUGCCUUCACCAUCCUAACGCUUGGAGUGCGCUACUGCAUGGAAGCAUUGCUCAACGAGAUGAUAGCGAGCAGUUACAGCAGCCCUAUCACAAUAUGGACAUCGUACAAGAGGAAAGGCCAGUAUACCAUUUACAAGCAGGGCAAGAACGACUUAAGAGAAGAAUUACAUGAUAGACAUGGAACAAGCCAUCAUGAUGUCAUCUGCGAAGCCAAGUGGGUCCACAUCAACGACUCAGUAUACGCCGCUGCAACAACAGCAAUCACAACCAUUAUCACUGAGCAGUUUGCAGAGGAGGCAUGUCAGCAGUACGGACUUCACCUCAUAACCGAGGACUGGCUGCAAACACAUCACAGUGUAUUAUUUCGAGAGCCCUGGUUAAAGAAGUUGGCUAUUCUUCAUAAGCCUCGGAACGCACCUUUCCACGUGAAACCAAUCCGGGUGAACGGCCGCUCCCUUUACAGAACCGUAAAAUUUAGACAGCCAAAAAGUCUGAUUUAUCAAAACACCACAAGCACUACGCGAGCCCUAAUCCUCUGUGUCAAGUUCUGUGAGAGCGGUGUUCUUGCGCCAAACCUGACUUGUAUGUGUAACCAUACCACAUCGUACGGAGAAUAUUGUGAAAAGGGUCGUCGUCUACCAAAUGGCGAUGGUCCUGCGCGUAGGAACGAAGGUGUUGGAAUUAUGCUGAACCCAGGGAUGACGGAGGCUUGGAGACGUGCUGGUGAGCAGUGGACCGCUGUAAGUUCGAGAUUGGUUGUGGCCCGUCUCAAGCUCGCGGAGGCGGGGGAACUUCGAGUGCAUGGCGAAUGGCAGAGAAGGAAUGAUUUGUAUGUGACAGUUGUGAGUGCGUACGCACCAACCAGUAAAGCUACUGCACCCGUCAAAGAUCAUUUCUUUACAGAUUUGCAGAGGGUGGUCGAUGGUGUGCCAGCCAGUGAUGUUCUGUUGCUGCUUGGUGACUUCAAUGCUAGAGUUGGCAGCAGCAAUGACGCAGGAGACGAAUGGAGGGCUGUGUUGGGGAGAUACGGUCACGGUGCGCGGAAUGAUGCUGGUGAGCGGCUUCUGAUGUGGUGUGCUACCAACGGGCUGUCUGUAAUGAACACCCAUUUCCAGAAACCUGCGUCGAGGCGUGGGACCUGGAUGCACCCAGCUACGAAGCAAACCCAUCUCAUAGAUUUUAUCAUCAUGAGGCAGCCACACCGUCGCUUUUGUCUUGAUGUCAGCGUAAUGCGAGGUGCCAACUGUUGGACAGACCACCACAUGGUUCGCAGCAGGAUUCUACUUGAUCGUCCAUUGUGCCGCAGGCCUCGCCCUGUGCCGAAACCCGCACCUGUUGCUGUCGGAAAGCUGGGUGACCCGGCCGUUCGCAAGAGCUUUGCUGAACAAAUUUCAGACAAGCUCCCUGAUACUGCUGAUGCGGACACUGCAGCUGACCAAUGGCAAGCGGUGAAGGAUAUAAUGUGCAGUACAGCAGAGGAUGUCCUGGGACCACGGCAACGCAGGCAACCCGACUGGUUUAAGGCGAGUGAGACUGUGCUUCUUCCGCUGAUUGAUAUCAAGAAUUCCGCUGGAGAUGUCAUGUUGCAGAAGAACACCGCGUCUUCACGCAAGAACUUUCGUCAGACACAACGUGAGGUGGAGAAGGCUGUAAGGAGUGCCAAGGAAACUUGGAUUGAAGACAUCGCAUCCCAAGCUGAAAAUGCUGCUAACAAUUGUUCUGUUCGUUGGGCUGCAGUCCGCAAGUUGCAGACGCUCCAUCAAGGCCGCCGUCCAAUGCAGCCGUCUGCUGUGUAUUUGGAAGAUGGCACGUUGAGUGAUGGACCCGAGGCUGUCAGUGGAAGAUGGCUGCAGCACUUUCAGGGUGUCCUGAACGUUGAGAGUGAGUUUGACGCAGCUGUGGUCGAGAUGAUGGCGGAUCGCCCUGUUAUUCCUGAGCUGGACCAGCCACCCACUGCUGCUGAGCUGGAGGCUGCACUGCGGACCAUGAAAGCGGGUAAAGCUGGCGGUCAGUCGGGCAUUCUACCGGACAUGGUCUUACAUGGUGGCAAAGACCUACACAGUCGCAUCCUGACCAUCAUGCGUAAAUCCUGGCUCGAAGGCACUGUAGUCGAUGAUUGGCGUGAUGCAGUGGUUGUGCCCAUCCCCAAGAAGGGAGAUCUACACCACUGUGAUAACUGGCGCGGCAUCAGUCUGUUGGACGUUGUCGGCAAGCUGCUUGCCCGUAUUCUGCAGGACCGCCUCAAAGCUAUCGCUGAAAAUGUCUUGCCAGACUCUCAGUGCGGCUUCAGAAAGGGACGUGGCUGCGUCGAUAUGGUGUACGUCGCACGGCAGUUGAUGGAGAAGACGUUGGAGCAUGAUUCAGAUGCAUAUGUCCUGUUCGUCGAUCUGAGAAAGGCGUAUGACAGUAUCCCGCGUGCAGCGCUGUGGCAGGUUCUCCAAAAGCUUGGUGUUCCGCCGGCAAUGCUCCGCAUCAUUCAGUCACUCCACAACGGCAUGACUGCUUCUGUUCGGGUGGAUGGCAAGCUGACUGACCCGAUAACUGUGCGGAAUGGAUUGCGUCAGGGCUGCACUCUCGCACCAAUGCUCUUCAAUUUGUACUUCUCUGCCGUCGUUGCCAGUUGGAGGUCCAGUUGUCCGGACGCUGGCAUAUGCUUUCGAUAUAAAGUCGGGAGGAAGCUAGUAGGUGACCGAACGGCGAAGGGCAAGCUUCUGUCAUCAACGGUCACAGAAUCCCAGUUUGCUGACGACGCUGCACUCUACGCAACAUCUCGGCCUGCCUUCGAAGCGAUGACUUCCAGCUUCAUCACAUGCGCAAGCAGCUGGGGCCUGACGGUCAGUGUGAGAAAGACCAAGGGUAUGGCUGUGGGUGAGUCUGCUGAUCGCCGUGACGUUGUUGUUGGAGCAGACACGAUUGAGGUGGUGGACCAAUUCAUCUACCUUGGCAGUGUGCUCUCCUCGGAUGGUCUUGCCUGUGCUGAUGUCCGCUCUCGCCUUGCGAAAGCCUCAGCUGUGUUCGGAGCCCUCAAAGCUCCUGUCUUUGAUAACCAGACCCUGUCGCUUCGCAGCAAGAGGCGUGUCUAUGAGGCUGUCGUCCUCACGACCCUCUUGUAUGGUGCGGAGACGUGGACCACCAAGGCAGGCCACCUCCAGAAGCUAAACACGUUUCACCAUCAGUGUGUUCGGUCCAUUGUGGGUAUCGGCCGUCGUCAACAGUGGGAUGAUCGGAUCUCAACGGCCACAUUAGCAGCUACAUUCGGUGUUGACCCUGAUAUCACCCGCAUCAUUCGUCGCCACCGGCUUCCGUGCAAGUGUUUGAACCAGGGUCAGUGUGACGACAAGGGUAAAUGCACCUGCCCGGAGGGAGUCAGGGGGAACCAUUGCCAAUACGUUGUGUGCACACAUCCCUGGGUGAAAAAGAACAAAGUAUGCGAAUGUCAAACCAGACUAGAUGGACCUUACUGCAGGGAAGUAUGCAAUUGCUUGAAUCACGGUCAGUGUACUGAAGAUGGCACCUGCAACUGCCGGAAAGGAUUCCACGGAGACAAGUGUCAGCAUACUUUCCAAACGAACUGCCUGGGUACAGACAAGGCAGUGUACACCUGGACGGCUCUCGCCAGCUUGCCUUGUUAUCCACAACUCGACGAGGCCAGCUGCCAGAAGAAGGCGAACUAUACGAACGCCCACUAUAUGUGCAGGAGAAGAGGCUACAACUUGGUUGACUUUCAUGCCUUCACCAUCCUAACGCUUGGAGUGCGCUACUGCAUGGAAGCAUUGCUCAACGAGAUGAUAGCGAGCAGUUACAGCAGCCCUAUCACAAUAUGGACAUCGUACAAGAGGAAAGGCCAGUAUACCAUUUACAAGCAGGGCAAGAACGACUUAAGAGAAGAAUUACAUGAUAGACAUGGAACAAGCCAUCAUGAUGUCAUCUGCGAAGCCAAGUGGGUCCACAUCAACGAUUCAGUAUACGCCGCUGCAACAACAGCAAUCACAACCAUUAUCACUGAGCAGUUUGCAGAGGAGGCGUGUCAGCAUUACGGACUUCACCUCAUAACCGAGGACUGGCUGCAAACACAUCACAGUGUAUUAUUUCGAGAGCCCUGGUUAAAGAAGUUGGCUAUUCUUCAUAAGCCUCGGAACGCACCUUUCCACGUGAAACCAAUCCGGGUGAACGGCCGCUCCCUUUACAGAACCGUAAAAUUUAGACAGCCAAAAAGUCUGAUUUAUCAAAACACCACAAGCACUACGCGAGCCCUAAUCCUCUGUGUCAAGUUCUGUGAGAGCGGUGUUCUUGCGCCAAACCUGACUUGUAUGUGUAACCGUACCACAUCGUACGGAGAAUAUUGUGAAAAGGCGUGCAAGUGUUUGAACCAGGGUCAGUGUGACGACAAGGGUAAAUGCACCUGCCCGGAGGGAGUCAGGGGGAACCAUUGCCAAUACGUUGUUACAUGCGCUACUCCAUUAGCGCCUACAUUUGGCAAUUUCUCUCUACCGGCUGGUGUAUCAAGCUUUGUCUAUAACACACUGGGAACAUUUGUCUGCAAUCCCGGCCAUCGCCUUGUCGGCCAUGCCACCACACAGUGUUUAGCCCAUGGUGAUGUCAGCAGCACACCGCCCGUGUGCCAGAACAUCAAUGAGUGUACAAAUACCACAUUGCAUACAUGCGAUCAAAAUGCGUUGUGUAGUGAUGUGAUUGGAACAUUCAACUGCAAGUGUAUGGUUGGAUACAUUGGCGAUGGCCAAGCUGGAAAUUGCCACAUUGUUACAUGCGCUACUCCAUUAACGCCUACAUUUGGCAAUUUCUCUCUACCGGCUGGUGUAUCAAGCUUUGUCUAUAACACACUGGGAACAUUUGUCUGCAAUCCCGGCCAUCGCCUUGUCGGCCAUGCCACCACACAGUGCUUAGCCCAUGGUGAUGUCAGCAGCACACCGCCCAUGUGCCAGAACGUCAAUGAGUGUACAAAUACCACAUUGCAUACAUGCGAUCAAAACGCUUUGUGUAGUGAUGUGAUUGGAACGUUCAGCUGCAAGUGUAUGGUUGGAUACACUGGCGAUGGCCAAGCUGGAAACUGCCACAACAUUGAUGAAUGUUUGCCGGCUAGCCCAUGCCAUGUGGAUGCUAGCUGCAUUGAUAAUGAUGGCGGAUACAUGUGUCUGUGCAAGUCAGGUUACCACGGAAAUGGAACUCAAUGUCAAGUUGUGUGCACAAAUCCCUGGGUGAAAAAGAACAAAGCAUGUGAAUGUAAACCGAGACCAGGCGGACCCAUCUGCACAGAAGUGUGCAAUUGCUUGAAUGAUGGUCAGUGUACUGAAGACGGCACCUGCAACUGCCGGAAAGGUUUCCAUGGAGACCAGUGUCAACAUGCUUUCAAGACAAAGUGCCUGGGUACAGAUAAGGCAAUGUACACCUGGAUGGCUCUUGCCAGCUUGCCAUGUUAUCCACAACUCGACUAUGGCAGCUGCCAGAAGAAAACGAACUUCGUGCACGCCCGCGAGAUGUGCGUGAGAAGAGGAUACAACGUCGUAGACUAUAAUUCCUUCACAAAGCUUGGCUUGAAGCUGGGUGUUAGCGACUGCAUAAAAUCAUUGGUGAGCGAGAUGAUGGCUAGACGUAACAGCAGUUACAGCACCCCUCUCAAGAUAUGGACAUCGGAAAUGUACUUUGGUCAACAUCUUAUUUACAAGCAAGGCAAGGACAACUCGAGCGACGCACUAUUUGACGGGGAUGGAAGAGGCAAUCAUGAUGUCAUCUGUGAAGCCAAAUGGCUCCAGGCCAACGGUUCUGUACACGCCGCAGCAACUCCAGCACACAGACCCAGCGUGACUGAGCAGUUCGCAGAGGACGCAUGUCAGGAGUACGGACAUCAUCUCAUUACCAAGGAGUGGCUAGAAGAACAUGGCCAUGUGUUAACAGAGCGCUGGCUAGAGAAGUUGGCCUUAUUGCAUAAGCACCAGCAAGCACCUUACCACGUCGCGUCAAUCCGAGUCAAUGGCCAUUCCCUUUACAGAACCGUAAUGUUUAGCGCGCAAAAGCAGACGUUUCAGAACGCCACAAGCAAAACUCAAGCCCAGAUUCUCUGUGUCAAGACGUGUGAGACCGGUGUUCUUGGACCAGACCUGAGUUGUGUAUGUAACCGCACCUCAACCUAUGGUCAAUAUUGUGAAAAGGCAUGCAAGUGCUUGAAUCAGGGUCAGUGUGACAACAAAGGUGAAUGCAGCUGCCCGAAAGGAUUCACCGGAGACAAGUGCCAACUCGUUGUGUGUACACAUCCCUGGGUGAAAAAGAACAAAGUAUGCGAAUGUACGGCCAGACUAGAUGGACCUAACUGCACAGAAGCAUGCAAAUGCUUGAAUGAUGGCCAGUGCACCGAAGAUGGCACCUGCAUCUGCCGGAAACGUUUCCAUGGAGAUCAGUGUCAGCACAGUUUCAAGACAAAGUGCCUGGGUACAGAUAAGGCAAUGUACACCUGGAUGGCUCUCGCCGGCUUGCCGUGUCAUCCACACCUCGACGGUGACAGCUGCCAAAAGAAAACGAACUUGACGCAUGCCCGCCAGAUGUGCAAGAGAAGAGGAUACGACGUGGUAGACUAUAAUGCCUUCACAACCCUGUCUCUGGGCGUGCGGAACUGCAUGGAAGCAUUGCUUAACAAGAUGAUGUCAAGCAAUUUCAACAACCCUAUCACAAUAUGGACAUCUUUCUUGAGGGAUGGCAAGCAUGUCAUUUACAAGAAGGGCAAGAACAACUUAAGAGAAGAGUUACAUGAUAGUAGUGGAGCAAGUCAUCUUGAUUUCGAGAUGAUGGCGAGCGGUUACAGCAACCCUAUCUCCCUAUCGUCAGGGCAAGAACAAGUUAAGAACAAGUUGAGAGAUGAGUUACAUGAUAGUAGUGGAGCAAGCCAUCUUGAUGUCAAGAUGAUGGCGAGCGGUGACAGCAACUCUAUCUCAACAUCGGCAUCGAUCGAGGAGGAUGACCAAAAUAUCAUGUACCCGCAGAGCAAGAACGAGUUAAGAGAAGAGUUACUUGAUAGUAAUGGAGCAAGCCAUCAUGAUGUCAUCUGCGAAGCCAAGUGGCUUCACGCCAACUCCUCAGUAUACACCACAGCAACGCCAGCGCUGAGGCCCAACGUCACUGAGCAAUUCGCAGAGGAGGCAUGUGAGCAGUACGGACUUCACCUCAUAACCGGGGCCUGGCUGCAAGCACAUGGCCAUGUAUUAAGAGAGAGCUUCCUAGAGAGAUUGGCUAUUCGGCAAGCACCUUACCACGUCAAACCAAUGGUGGUGAACGGCAGCUCCCUUUACAGAACCGUAACGUUUAGCGAGGGAAAACAGAGGUUUGUGAACACCACAAACAAUCACCGAGCCCAAAUCCUCUGUGUCAUGUGCAAGUGUUUGAACCAGGGUCAGUGUGACGACAAAGGCAAAUGCAUCUGCCGGAAGGGAUUCACCGGAGACAAUUGCCAGAAGGUUGUGUGCACACAUCCCUGGGUGGAAAAGAACAAAGUAUGCGAAUGUAAACCCAGACUAGAUGGACCUAACUGCAUAGUAGCAUGCAAUUGCUUGAAUAAUGGUCAGUGUACUGAAGACGGCACCUGCGUCUGUCCGACCGGAUUCCACGGAGACCAAUGUCAGGACACAUGCAACUGUUUGAAUCAAGGUCAUUGUGACGACAAGGGUAAAUGCAUCUGCCCGAAAGAAUUUACCGGUAACAAGUGCCAAUCGGUUGUGUGCACGAAUCCCUGGGUGAAAAAGAACAAAGAAUGUGAAUGUAAACCCAGACUAGAUGGACCUAAGUGCACAGAAGUAUGCCAUUGCUUGAAUCAUGGGAAGUGCGCUGAAGACGGUACCUGCGUCUGCCAGAAAGGUUUCCAUGGAGACCUGUGUCAGCAAAUUGUGUGCACGAAUCCCUGGGUCAAAAAGAACAAAGAAUGUGAAUGUAAACCCAGACUAGAUGGACCUAAGUGCAUAGAAGUAUGCCAUUGCUUGAAUCAUGGGAAGUGCGCUGAAGACGGUACCUGCGUCUGCCAGAAAGGUUUCCAUGGAGACCUGUGUCAGCAGACUCUCAAGACCAUCUGCCCAGGCACAGAUAAGGCAAUGUACUCCUGGAUGGCUCUCGCUGGCUUGCCGGUUCAUCCGCACGCUAACGAGCCCAGCCUCACGGAAAAGGCCAAUCUGAGGCAAGCCCGCCGUUUAUGCCAGCGUCGAGGAUACGACGUGAUCGAUUUUGACGCCUUCACCAACAGGACCAAGGGCGUGCGCGGCUGCAUGGAAGCAUUGCUCCGAAAGAUGAUGGCGAGCACUUACGGCAGCACUAUCACUGUAUGGACGUCGCACGUGUUCAGAGGGGAUCAUGUCCUUUACAAGCAGGACAAGAACAACCAUAGGCAAGAGGUAUUUGACCGGGCUGGAACAACCCUUAAUGACGUCAUUUGCGAAGCUAAAUGGAUUCAUGCUUUCUCCUCAGCAUACGUCGCAGCAACACCGGCAUCGAGACGUGCCGUUACCCAGCCUUUUGCGCGUGAAGCUUGUCAGCAGUAUGGACUAAACUUUAUAACCGUGGACUGGCUGCAAGCACAUGGCCAUGUAUUCAGAGAGCGCUGGCUACAACGAUUGCCUAUAGAGCAUAACUCUCAUCACGGCACCAAGCCCUUCCACGUCGAACCAAUCUCGGCGGAUGGCGAACACCAUUACAGAACCGUAACGUUUAGCAGCGGAAGUCAUACGAUUCACAACGCCCCAAGCAAUGAGCAAGCCCGGAUCCUCUGUGUCAAAUUCUGUGAGAACAAUGGUAUUGCAGCAAACUUGAGUUGUGUGUGUAACCGCACCACAUCCUACGGCGAACGAUGUGAAAAGGCAUGCAACUGUUUGAAUCAAGGUCAUUGUGACGACAAGGGUAAAUGCAUCUGCCCGAAAGAAUUUACCGGGAACAAGUGCCAAUUGGCAUGCAACUGUUUGAAUCAAGGUCAUUGUGACGACAAGGGUAAAUGCAUCUGCCCGAAAGAAUUUACCGGGAACAAGUGCCAAUUGGCAUGCAACUGUUUGAAUCAAGGUCAUUGUGACGACAAGGGUAAAUGCAUCUGCCCGAAAGAAUUUACCGGGAACAAGUGCCAAUUGGUUGUGUGCACGAAUCCCUGGGUGAGAAAGAACAAAAAAUGUGAAUGUAAACCCAGACUAGAUGGACCUAAUUGCACAGAAGUAUGCCAUUGCUUGAAUCAUGGGAAGUGCGCUGAAGACGGUACCUGCGUCUGCCAGAAAGGUUUCCAUGGAGACCUGUGUCAGCAGACUUUUAAGACAAAGUGCCUGGGUACAGAUAACGCAACGUACACCUGGAUGGCUCUCGCCAGCUUGCCGUGUCAUCCAGAACUGGACGGUGACAGCUGCCAGAAGAAAACGAACUUGACGCAUGCCCGCCAGAUGUGCAAGAGAAGAGGAUACGACGUGGUCGAAUUUCAUGCCUUCAUUUCCUGGGCUCUGAAUGUGCGCGACUGCAUGGAAGCAUUGCUCAACGAGAUGAUGGAGAGCAGUUUCAAGAGCCCUAUCACAAUAUGGACAUCUUUCUUGAGAGAGUUGAGGGAUGGUUCCAAGAAGCAUCUCUUGUACAAGCAGGGCAAGAACGGCUUAAGAGAAGAGGUACAUGAUAGAACCGGAGCAGGCCAUCAUGAUGUCAUCUGCGAAGCCAAGUGGCUUCACGACAACAACUCAGCAUAUACCGCAGCAACCCCAGCAUCCAGACGUAUUGUCACUGAGCCAUUCGCAGAGGAGGCAUGUCAACAGUACGGACUUCAGCUCGUAACCGAAGACUGGCUGCGAGCACAUGGCGAUGUAUUAAGAGAGCGCGGGCUCGAGAGGUUGGCUCUGAAGCAUGAACGUGACCAAGCCGCUUACCACGUCAAGGCAAUCCGGGUCGAUGGUGAUUCCCUUUACAGAACCGUAACAUUUAGCGAGAACAAUCAAGAGUUUCACCACACCAGAAGCAAUGACAGAGCCCAAAUCCUCUGUGUCGCAUGCAACUGUUUGAAUCAAGGUCAUUGUGACGACAAGGGUAAAUGCAUCUGCCCGAAAGAAUUUACCGGGAACAAGUGCCAGUCGGUUGUGUGCACGAAUCCCUGGGUGAAAAAGAACAAAGAAUGUGAAUGUAAACCCAGACUAGAUGGACCUAAGUGCAUAGAAGUAUGCCAUUGCUUGAAUCAUGGGAAGUGCGCUGAAGACGGUACCUGCGUCUGCCAGAAAGGUUUCCAUGGAGACCUGUGUCAGCAGACUCUCAAGACCAUCUGCCCAGGCACAGAUAAGGCAAUGUACUCCUGGAUGGCUCUCGCUGGCUUGCCGGUUCAUCCGCACGCUAACGAGCCCAGCCUCACGGAAAAGGCCAAUCUGAGGCAAGCCCGCCGUUUAUGCCAGCGUCGAGGAUACGACGUGAUCGAUUUUGACGCCUUCACCAACAGGACCAAGGGCGUGCGCGGCUGCAUGGAAGCAUUGCUCCGAAAGAUGAUGGCGAGCACUUACGGCAGCACUAUCACUGUAUGGACGUCGCACGUGUUCAGAGGGGAUCAUGUCCUUUACAAGCAGGACAAGAACAACCAUAGGCAAGAGGUAUUUGACCGGGCUGGAACAACCCUUAAUGACGUCAUUUGCGAAGCUAAAUGGAUUCAUGCUUUCUCCUCAGCAUACGUCGCAGCAACACCGGCAUCGAGACGUGCCGUUACCCAGCCUUUUGCGCGUGAAGCUUGUCAGCAGUAUGGACUAAACUUUAUAACCGUGGACUGGCUGCAAGCACAUGGCCAUGUAUUCAGAGAGCGCUGGCUACAACGAUUGCCUAUAGAGCAUAACUCUCAUCACGGCACCAAGCCCUUCCACGUCGAACCAAUCUCGGCGGAUGGCGAACACCAUUACAGAACCGUAACGUUUAGCAGCGGAAGUCAUACGAUUCACAACGCCCCAAGCAAUGAGCAAGCCCGGAUCCUCUGUGUCAAAUUCUGUGAGAACAAUGGUGUUGCAGCAAACUUGAGUUGUGUGUGUAACCGCACCACAUCCUACGGCGAACGAUGUGAAAAGGCAUGCAACUGUUUGAAUCAAGGUCAUUGUGACGACAAGGGUAAAUGCAUCUGCCCGAAAGAAUUUACCGGGAACAAGUGCCAAUUGGUUGUGUGCACGAAUCCCUGGGUGAAAAAGAACAAAGAAUGUGAAUGUAAACCCAGACUAGAUGGACCUAAUUGCACAGAAGUAUGCCAUUGCUUGAAUCAUGGGAAGUGCGCUGAAGACGGUACCUGCGUCUGCCAGAAAGGUUUCCAUGGAGACCUGUGUCAGCAGACUUUUAAGACAAAGUGCCUGGGUACAGAUAACGCAACGUACACCUGGAUGGCUCUCGCCAGCUUGCCGUGUCAUCCAGACCUGGACGGUGACAGCUGCCAGAAGAAAACGAACUUGACGCAUGCCCGCCAGAUGUGCAAGAGAAGAGGAUACGACGUGGUCGAAUUUCAUGCCUUCAUUUCCUGGGCUCUGAAUGUGCGCGACUGCAUGGAAGCAUUGCUCAACGAGAUGAUGGAGAGCAGUUUCAAGAGCCCUAUCACAAUAUGGACAUCUUUCUUGAGAGAGUUGAGGGAUGGUUCCAAGAAGCAUCUCUUGUACAAGCAGGGCAAGAACGGCUUAAGAGAAGAGGUACAUGAUAGAACCGGAGCAGGCCAUCAUGAUGUCAUCUGCGAAGCCAAGUGGCUUCACGCCAACAACUCAGCAUAUACCGCAGCAACCCCAGCAUCCAGACGUAUUGUCACCGAGCCGUUCGCAGAGGAGGCAUGUCAGCAGUACGGACUUCACCUCAUAACCGAAGACUGGCUGCGAGCACAUGGCCAUGUAUUAAGAGAGCGCGGGCUCGAGAGGUUGGCUCUGAAGCAUGAACGUGACCAAGCCGCUUACCACGUCAAGGCAAUCCGGGUCGAUGGUGAUUCCCUUUACAGAACCGUAACAUUUAGCGAGAACAAUCAAGAUUUUCACCGCACCAGAAGCAAUGACAGAGCCCAAAUCCUCUGUGUCAGAUGUAAGUGUUUGAACCAGGGUCAGUGUGACGACAAGGGCAAAUGCACAUGCCCGAAAGAAUUUACCGGGAACAAGUGCCAAACGGAUUUCAAUGAAUGUGCAUCCACUGCACAUAACUGUGACUCAUCAGCAGCCUGCAUAAACACUCUUGGAUCAUUCUCAUGCGCUUGCAACGAUGGUUUCUAUGGAAAUGGAAUCUCUUGUCAGGGUUGUAACUUCCAUGAAUUGAACAUCGCCAGUGUUAACAGAACUACUGGCCAAGUAACCUGUGCAACUGGCUAUACACGUGUUGAAGGCAACUCAGUUGCUACAUGCCCCAAGAACUCAGCAACUGGCAAUUGGGAAGGAGUUGGAAACUGCAGAGCUUUGUGCAGCGAGCCAGCAGCAAUCACCAAUGGUAUUGUGAAUCCGGGAAUUCAAGUUGCUGUUUCUGACUCUUCAGAAAAGUUUUACUCUUCAGCUGUGUAUAAGUGCAAUCAGGGAUAUCGGCUUUCAACAGGCACGAGCAACGUGCUAAGUUGUUCCGUCUUGAGUGAUGUCGCUGAUUUUGGAUCAAUACCAGCUUGUCAAGACGACUGCAAGUGCUUGAACCAAGGUCAGUGUGACAACGAGGGUAAAUGCAUCUGCCCGACAAGAUUCUACGGAGAACAUUGCCAACUCGAGUGCAGAACAUGUCUGAACCAGGGUCGCUGUAAUGAAGACGGCACAUGCACCUGCGCUGAAGGAUGGAUUGGUGACCGGUGCCAGACUCGGUGUGCGGACAUGGACCCAUGCUGCGUGAACAAGCGCAUCGUGACACGCCGGGAUCAGGUCUGCCGCGCCGCCACCAGCGACUGUGACGUGGCGGAGUACUGCGACGGCGAGAAUGCCACAUGUCCACAGGACCUGACCGCACGCAACGGCUGGCCUUGCUCCAAUAGUCAAGCAUCCUGCUGGAGUGGAGUUUGCCAAUCACGAACUGGCCAGUGUCAGAGUGUCUGGAACGAUAUGGAUCAAGGGUCAGCUCCUGAGGAUUGCUUUGCAAUCAUGAACGUAUUUGGAGAACGUACGGGUAACUGUGGUUUCAAAUCGUCCAAUUCCACCCCAGGAACCUAUGCAGCCUGUGCGGCUGGAGAUGCCCUAUGUGGUAGUUUGUUCUGCCUUCCAGUUGCUCGAAAGAACCAACCCAGUAGUGGCGUUCUGUCCCAAACUAUUCCCGUACGCGGCGUUGGCGGUGUACUCAGGUGCAAUGGUUUGUACGCGUCCCCGCCAAGAAACCACGAUGACCCAUCGCUCGUGAAGGACGGAACACGCUGUGAUGCCAGCGGCGCUAACAAGGACCUCGUGUGCCACAAGCAACGCUGCGUGGACCAGUCUCGAGUCACCAGUCAGUGUUCGGUCGAUGCUGACAGCGGCAAAGAGUGUGGUGGAGUCGGUGUCUGUACAAAUGCAACAACCUGCCUUUACCAACCCACACCUGGCAAGUUUUUUUUUCACUGA